Molecule: messenger RNA, 3195 nt
Organism: Porites lobata
Lineage: Eukaryota; Metazoa; Cnidaria; Anthozoa; Scleractinia; Poritidae
Source: the annotation of a GenBank genome assembly
AUGAAUGCUGUGAGGGUCUUUAAUGAUCUUAACAUGCUAUCUAAUAUGCCGCCACACAAAUCAUCCAGUGAAUUGAGAAUGGUUGGAUCAAGUGUGGUGUAUUAUCAAGAUCCAAAACAACUGGCUGAUCGUAUGAAAAUAGUAAUGGGUUCAAUGAUUGCAGGAAACAAUAGUCCAGUAUUAAAAAUGAUUUGUCAAAGAUAAAUGAUGAACUACUGAAAAUAGAAGCUAUUGAUAAAUCAUUACACGAAAAAUUAUAUAACAAAUAUAUAUUAUAAACGACUGCUAAAAGCACGUUUGGGUUCAAAUCAAUAGAUGGAAAAAACAAAACCCAAAUAAUAAACCAGUUAAUUUUACUACAAUAUUUAUUCCAGAAGGGAAGGAAAUAAACUUAAUUAAAAAACAUCCUAUAAAAGAUUACAAUAUACAAGCAUAGGAUAAAAGUUAUCACAAAAUCAUAGAUAAAAAUGUAUCUAAAAAAAUAAAAAGCCUUAGGCUUGGGUAGAAAAAGAGAGAAAAAUGUUCAAAACAAAACUUAAAACUAUUCUACUUUAUCUUUCCAAUCAUAUUUGCUAUUUCUACCCCGCUAAAAUCAGUGUUCAACUCAUGUUUAGUUGUUCUGGAGCCUCUUACACAUAAAAAUGCUGAUCUUAAUAGGUUAAAACAUAGUUUUGCUCUCAACCAAUGAAUCACAAUGCUAUAAUCCAUCUGCUUCUUAUCGUAUAGUUUUUGGGCUAGUUCCGUAAGAAAUCUCUCGUCUUCCCUACCGUUUCCACCGUAUGGUGAGAACACGAGAGGGCUGAAGGAGCCAUGCUCGACUUCAAUAAUUCGCUGGUUGUAGUGUCGCUUUUUGUAGUUCUCAUUGCUCGGGAAAGCCGUUUCAAGUUUCUGGUUAAGGUGACUCUUUGCAAACGGGUUAAAAACCCUGACAUCAAAAAAUGCACUUUCUCCCCUUUUCCAAAAACCGCACACGCUGACAUCCAAACGAGCGUCAUCAGAGGAGUUGGCACUGCUGAUUAUAACUUCUCCUGUCAAAGACUGAAGGUAUGACUCGACCUCAACAUUAUAACAUACGUCAGGAGAAGGAGGACGCUUCAGUUAAGCGAGUUACAGGUAUUGUCUGCAUCCACCAAGAGCAAUGCGUCAGUGGGCUCUUCCUCGAAGAUGUCACUCCUAGCAUGUACAGCGCCCUCACGUCCACCUGCUUGACCGGCACAGGGUUGUAAUUUCUUGCUGAACUCAUGAUCUCUGGCUUAAUGACUGAAAGAAUGGCUUUCCUAACAAUCCUCCGUAGUACUUCACCGACACCAAUAGGUCUAACACUAGGGUUAUUAUCUAAAGGAAUCAGCCUGCAAGCUGUGUAAGUUUCCAGGUUUGUGUAUGUUCUGCCGUUUUCAACAAGGACUUCUGUUUCAAUAGUACUAAUCUUUUGUGCGAAGGUGGCUAAUGCACCCCUAAGAUUAUAGCCAGCAGCUCCAAAAUUCUUCGACACCAAGAUUCUCCUCCACCCAUCGGCGUCUAAACCGGAGGGCCCACAAGAGCACCUUGUCCGUAAGGCUGCAUUUGCAAUAUAGUAGAGUCCGUUAUAUUUUGAAACAUAACAGGGUCCAAAAAUAGAGGUUGGCCAUCUAUUAACAGUGAAGGAUCGGUUUCGUUUGUCUCUGGGUGUUUCAGUUUCAGCUCGUUUAUAGUGCUUUGGAAUAGGGGGAGCAAAAUUGUUGCUCUGUUGAUCCAAAAGCUUCAUAGCAGCAUUUUUCUUUCCUUCAAGCACAAGCUUAGCAAAGAUUUUAGCUAAUCGGUCUUCGUUUAAGCCCUUGGGAUUCGUAGGCAAUUUGGCUUGGACCGUACUAGCCUCACGAAGCAAUUCAUCAAAUUUACCCAACUCCGAUUGUGCCAAACGCCUUGACAAGCACUGGGAGUAUUCUUUUGCUGUUGAUUUGAAUGUUGGCUUCUGGAGAAGUAGGGCAGGCAUUACCACGAGGACUUUUAGAGCAAUAUCUUUAAAUUCAAUUGCAUCCUGGAUCCAAAACUCAAUCCACUUUGUUGCUUCUGAAAUAAAUUUCUUCCCCGCGGCCCCACUCGGUAGUUUGAAUAAAUUCCGUCCCCAAUAUACGAUUUCCUCAUAUAUCACAUUGAUCUUAUUGUGGAUAUCGUCUUCAGUAAAGACUCCCCAUGUUUCAGGUUUUAUUGAUGUUGGUUGGCUUCGUGCUGUGAUAUUGACAUUCACUUGAGCUAGAUCUUGCUGGAUAGGCUGCACUCGCGAGGUAGACUCCACUAGUAAAGAUCGCUUUCUAUAACUACUCAGAUGGACAUUCUUCCCAUGAUUAGUAGAAAAAGAUCGUAGACACAGGUUACAUUGAAAGGAGGCAGGAAUUUGCCGAGUUUGUAUUUGUUCACGAUUGUGUUGAUCCCGCUGCAUUUUCACUUCAAAUAUUGAUUUCCUCGGUCGAUGGAGACGAAAAAGCUAAUCCACUAGCUCAGGAAACAUGCAAGAUUAUCAUACGUGUGAUAAAUAUUGCAUCUUCACGCUUAUUUAAGACCGAUAACCACAAAAUUGAAAUAAUUUUAGAUAAUAAUAAUAAAGAGUACUACUUAGCCCUAGAUCAUCCAAGCAUGACUGCCAGUUGGCAUAACAUACGACCAGAAUAUGAUAACAAUAAGCUGAAGAUUUCAAAAAACAGAGGUUCAUCGUGGGAAACAAUAACCAUCAGGUGUUUAUGACUAUAGAGAUCUAAGCAGUUAAAUUCACAACAAAAUAGGAAAACUGACUGGAAAAGAAACUUAUGGAAUUGACAUACUGUUUGAUUUAACAACUUACAAAGUUUUUACAAAACUCGAUCAAAACUAUCAGAUUGAUUUUAAAAGUACUGGUAAUUUUAAUGUUUUACUCGGGUUUGAUAAGAAAGUUUUAAAAUCUAGCAGUUAUGGAACAAAAUUUCUAAUUUAUAUAUCAGAUGUUCUCUUUUGAGCGAAUCUUUAAUUUCAGGAAGACAAUCAAAUGUACUUUAUACAUUUUCAACAAAAACCAAAACAAGGUCUUUACCAUCUGAAAUCCAAGCAAUAAAUUAUCUCUGGAAUAGAAUAAAUACAGAGGUAAUAGCUGAGGUGACCUUUUACAUGAUAGACGUUGAACGCCGUGAGGAUGAUCUGAAUGGUAUAGAUAUACCUUUGACGAUUGUAAUGAGGGAAGUGUGA